This is a messenger RNA of Aureobasidium musti, 1236 nucleotides long. NCBI's taxonomy places the organism in Eukaryota, Fungi, Ascomycota, Dothideomycetes, Dothideales, Saccotheciaceae. The record is from the annotation of a GenBank genome assembly.
AUGGCUGAUCCUUAUCCCAAUGAGUCCGCCAACACCAUCUACAGUCACCUCCGCUCAUUGAGCAACACGAUCGGAGACCUAGGAGAUAUAGUCACUUCUCUGCAAUUCUCAACCAUCCUUCCCGAAUCCACAGACACAAACAUGCCUUCUUUCAGUCCACCAGGAUCUAUUCGCCGUCGCUUCCUCAGAAUCAUCAGCUUUGGCCGAUACAGCAGUCGCAGUGCAGAUGAUACAGAGCCACUCACCAAACCUCAUAAUUCCAACCGUAGACACAGCGCACCAGCCGAUCUGGACAUACCAUCAAAUGAUCGACCUACGUAUACCGCGCAUCAAAGUCCACAAUCUUCCGAUAGCGCUCAGACUACUAUCAUUCAUGAUGUACCACCAGGCACAGUUCCUUUCUCCAUCGAUGCCUUCCGAGACCAACAUCGCGAGCACUACUUCUCUGAUACCGAAUUCGACACACCCAGCCAACCAGAGGCAGAUUCAGAGACCGUCAACUCUGCCGUCGGUGCCGAAGAACCAAGCUGGGAUCCAACACGCCUUCGCCGCAACAAAUCAAUCAUGCAUUGCAAUAUCUGCAACCGCAUUUGGGAGUACAAUCAGAUUCAUUGUCCGGGCUGUGCUGCUAGGACUCUACACCAUAUACCUGGAUCCAGCGAUGAUUCGUAUACCGAAAGCGACUUCAGCAAUCAUGAUCCUCGUGCUACUCACCAUAGACCUGGUAGACACAACCCUGAGCGUGAUGUUCUGCCAACGGAGAGCAGUUGGGAUACUCAUGGUCUUGAGUCCGGUACUGCUGAAGAGUCUUGGACGACUACUGUAGCCGAUACAUCUGCUGCUCCAGAGGUCACAGAAAGUCCUACCACUCACCCUACAGACGUUCCUUCAGCCGGCAAGAGUCUGCACAAAAAGCAUCGCAAGAUUGCCGUCCAAUGCUGCUGCGACACACAUAGAGACUCAGGCUCCAGUUCGUGCACUCCAAUUUACAUCUCUCACAGAUUGCCUACCCCUGCAGCUAAUACCUUCGCCGGUCCUGUUCCUGCUGCACUGCUGUGCAAAUGCUCAAGAUGUGACAGGCGUCACAUUUGCGGUCCUUUGUGGGGACCUCAGUACGUGCAGCUUAUGGAGGGUGAGAUUCAGAGGUGCGAGCGCGGUGACAGAGGCCACAGAGUCACUGUCAAGAAAGAAAGAUCUUGGUGGAUGAGAUUGUUGAGAUGGUUUUGCUGUUGUUGA